AAAUCAUCGUGUUCUCCGAUGUUUCCAACAAAGUCCAGCUGAACAGUUACAUUUUGACAAUCGUUAUUUUGUAAUGCACAUUGUAACAUAUUCAAAAAUAUUCAAAGUGCAGUUUUAAUGAUUUUACCUCUCAAUCGCUAAAACGUGACGUAAAGAAGAUACUUUAAGUUAUAUAUCUUAAGCUUGAUAUGUGAUGGCACAACUUUUAAAUGUACAAUUUAGCGGAAAAAAUCUCGUGGCAGAAAAACGCAGAAAAUGAAUCUCCUCCAAAAUGUGUUGUCUCGUAAAGACAAGGCUUUUUAAAAUUUGGAUGUGCUUUCUGUUUCCUCAAGGUUUCAAACUGACUUAGUCUCAGUGUCGUGUCAAGGAGCACACACACACGGAUGGAUUAUAGCGAAUAGCAUUAAAAGAUACAUAGACCUUUCAAUCACCACACAACAGAGUGACAUCCACACUAUUUCUCUAUUUGUCAGAUUUUAUUUAUUGAGUUAACCCUUGAAAGCCUAGCAUGAAGGCCUAAAUUCUCUCUUGAAGUCUUCUGAACAGUGUCAGAAAGAGAAUUAUGGGGGAGGAAUACUGAAGUGGUUAUUUAUUAUUUUGUUUGCCAAAUUGAAAUGUAUUGUGUGUAAAAAUACUGAAAUCCACAUGUGAAAGUUUUCUUUCCAGAAUGUAAACUCUCGCCAGGUUGCCAAAACGUCCAAAUUCCUAGAAAUACAUAAAUACUACAUGACCUCAGUGUCCUCAUGCUGGCUGCAGCCUUGAUGUUCAGUCUCUGUUGAGAUUGUGUCACAGAGAUCUUAAUUCAACAGGUCCACCACAAACUACAUGGCCUCAAACAACACAACUAAUAAGGGUUCAAAUUAAGUCAUUGUGCUUACUAACACAAUAGUGUAAACUUUUGGAAAAAUAUAUUUUAUUUAAAGUAUAAAAUAAAAACACAAAACAUUCAAUUAAAACAAACAAUACCUCAAUAAUUAAGAAAGUAUUCAAAUCAAGACCAAAAGGCCUCUGUAAAGAGUGAAUUAAGGGUAAAUAACAUCUUUAUUAUAUACUAUAAUAUAUAUUAUUAUAUAUAUAUAUAACUGGCACAUGGAUAAGGCUGUUAUUUAUUAACCAAUCAGGUCUUGAUCAAGGUCAGUCAGAUAAAUAAUUAACAUCUUUAUUAUAUAAUUUGUACAUUUACCAUCUUAAAAUCUGUUUUUUUGAAAAUAUUUUACAUUAUAUAAUAUGUUUAUCUACCUCCUAUAUCCCAUGUUCAGUAGCGCGCAAUUCUUUCUUUAUAGGCAUAUGAACAGCAAUAAAUAACCAUGUGGGCCAACUUUAACCCAGUGAGCAGGCGAAGGGUUGACUGCAGAGAAGAGGAGGGGCAAAGGCACGUCACACCUUCACAUCCUGCUACUGCUAUUUAAAACACACACACACACACAUCGUGCGUACACACAGCAACAAAAGAUGGCAGUACUGCUCGGCAGUUACUCGAUACCUUUACUUGGAAUCAGCAUCUUCUUUGCUACUCUGACCUACCUCACCUACAGGGUGCUAAGCGCUUACCUGCACAAAUGGUUUGCGAUGAAGCACAUUCCGGAGGCGCCCGGGACGUAUCCCUUCAUAGGAAAUGCACUGCAGUUCAAAACCAAUGCAGGUGAUUUCUUUCGUCAAAUUGAGGAUUUUACCCAUGAGUUCAGGGAUGCACCCCUAUUUAAACUCUGGGUUGGACCAGUCCCAUUCGUGGUUCUGUUCCACGCGGAAACUGUUGAGACGAUUCUGACCAAUGCUGUCCACAUGGAGAAAGGCCAUUCAUACAACUUCCUCCACCCUUGGCUUGGAACUGGCCUUCUUACAAGCACUGGGAGCAAGUGGCGUCAGCGGCGGAAGAUGUUGACCCCCACCUUCCACUUCUCCAUCCUGACGGACUUCUUGGAAGUGAUGAACGAGCAGGCAGAGAUCCUGGUGGAGAAGCUGGAGAAGCAGGCGGGGAAGGGUCAAUUUGACUGCUUCAGUCACAUAACCCUGUGUGCCCUGGACAUUAUCUGCGAAACUGCAAUGGGAAAGAAAAUUUACGCCCAGAGUCAUUCUGACUCAGAGUAUGUUAAGAGCGUGUACAAAAUGAGUGACAUUGUGAGCCGCAGACAGAGGACACCGUGGUUUUGGCUUGACUUUGUGUACAACUUCUUUGGUGAGGGCCGGGAGCAUGACAAGACACUCAAGAUCCUGCACUCCUUCACAUACAAAGUGAUACAAGAAAGAGCAGAGAGGACUUCCAAUAAUGAUUCGGACAGCGACUCUGAACAGAGCACGAAGAAAAGACGAGCAUUUCUGGACAUGCUCUUGACGGCCACAUAUGAGGAUGGCAACAGAAUGAGCCAUCAGGACAUUCAGGAAGAAGUGGACACCUUUAUGUUUAGGGGACAUGAUACGACAGCAGCCUCUAUGAACUGGGCCGUACAUCUGCUGGGCUCCCACCCUGAGGCACACAGCAAAGUUCAACAAGAGCUUCAGGAGGUGUUCGGUACAUCCAACCAUCCCGUUAACAUAGAGGACCUGAAGAAGCUCAAAUACCUGGAGUGUGUGAUCAAGGAGGCCCUGCGACUGUUUCCCUCUGUGCCUUGUUUUGCCCGCAACAUCGGUGAAGACUGCCACAUCAAUGGUUUCAAAGUGCCCAAAGGUGCCAAUGCCAUUAUCAUUACCUACGCUCUCCACCGUGACCCGCGGUACUUCCCAGAGCCCAACGAGUUCAGGCCUGAGCGCUUCCUGCCGGAGAAUUCAGUGGGAAGGCCUCCAUAUGCGUACAUCCCCUUCUCCGCUGGACUCCGCAACUGCAUCGGUCAACGUUUUGCACUUAUGGAAGAAAAGGUGGUCUUGGCGUCCAUUCUGCGUAACUUUAACAUUGAAGCUUGUCAGGAACGUGAAGAGCUUCGGCCGGUAGGAGAGCUCAUCCUGCGACCAGAGAAGGGCAUCUGGAUCAAACUGGAAAAGAGGAAAACCCAAACUUAAUCAAAUCAGCACCUGCGCUCCUCUUUUACAGAAGCUUUUUGCUAAAUUUCAUCUUCCUUCGUGAUCUCUAUUCAAAGCACAUCCUUUCCAAUUCAAAUGGUGGUGGACAGUGUAAUGGCUUCUAAAUGAAAGGGUCAGAGAGAAUAGUGAACUUGGUGUUUGAUUUGAGAAUUUUGUCAUCAUUGUAGUCAUUAUAGUGAUUCACUAUUCUGGCUCAACAACUCUGCACUUUUGUUGUGCCCAAAUAACGUUGAAAAAUAACUGUACAAAUGUUUUGCUAUAAGCAGCUUAAUCAUGGAAUUAAAUAAAAAGCUAAUAAUAAAUAUCUUUACAUAUUUAUUACAUUUACGAACACCUCAAAGAUAAGCCUUUCAUUUGUGCAGUAUUUCAGCUGAAUGUUAAAUUUGAAACCCCUAGCUGCAGUUCUUUCCUUGUAUGACCUCAUACUUCAUCUCUUAAAGUUUAUUUAUAAAUAUGUUUGGUCAGUCA
This is a messenger RNA of Anarrhichthys ocellatus (wolf-eel), 3483 nucleotides long. RefSeq names its product cytochrome P450, family 4, subfamily V, member 2a (gene cyp4v2a). Bases 1453 to 2994 code for a protein of 513 amino acids. Lineage: Eukaryota; Metazoa; Chordata; Actinopteri; Perciformes; Anarhichadidae. Gene Ontology annotation, molecular function: iron ion binding; oxidoreductase activity, acting on paired donors, with incorporation or reduction of molecular oxygen; monooxygenase activity. The record is from RefSeq and is a predicted model, not a curated record. The transcript is spliced from 11 exons.